ACGAAAUCUUGUCAUCAUGUUCAUAGCUAGCAAUUUCGUCAGAGGAAAAAUUUGGCACUAACAAAAAAGACGCAAGCCCUUGCCCUGGUUGAUGCAUGUGGAUUUGAUCAUUUAGUACUUUUUUUUCAGUCGACAACAGUACUCGGUUUGCACAGGUAUUAAACAGUAUUAUUUGAUUUCGCGUGACUGUAUCGCUUGUCUAACACGAACAUUGUUUGUUUCAGUCAGGAGAAGCCUUCAAAUGAAUACAAACCCUACACUGAUCUGAGUAGCCGCUGGUGCAUUAAUUUUUAUCGCAACCACCCUUAAGGCUGAAUGAUUCAUCAGAUAAGCGACGAAAAGUAUUUUUUACGUGGAGAAGGUGAGCAAAACAAGAAUUUUGAUGUCUAAGCAUAUUUUACCUGAUUUAAAGAAAAGAGGUUUUAUGAUAAAGGCUACUAAACACCAUCUCAAAAUACUUUUAGUACAUUGGCUGCCACCCUUAAACUGCUGUUAGAGAAUACCUGUGAGCACGUUCUUUUAUAGGUCAUUUAAUACCCAAUAGCCAUGUUGUUCUAGACAAGUGAUGGCGGAUUCAGCGAUCGAUUCGCGUUCAGGAGUGGUUCACUUCUUUGUCAUCAUUGACCAAAUUUAGUCUUGAUGUCAAUGUGCUCAUUUCUUUCUACUAAAUGCCAUCUCGAAAUACGUUUUAGUACAAUGGCUGCCAUCUUUUAAACUGCUGUUAGCGAGUAUACCUGCAAGCACGUUCUUUUAUAAGUCAUUUCAGUAAUAUCCAUUUUGUUCUAAACAAGUGAUAACGGAGUCAGCGAUCGAUUCGUGUUCACUCCUUUGUCAUCACUGACUUUUUCUCUUCGACUAUCUUGAGUCGGUAUUGUUUAUAACCAAAUUUAGUCUUGAUGUCAAUGUGCACAUUUUCUUCUACUAAACGCCAUCUCAAAAUACUUUUUAGUACAUUGGGUGCCAUCUUUUAUACUGCUGUUAGCGAGUAUACCAGCGAGCACGUUCUUUUAUAAGUCAUUUAAUAGCCAUUUUGUUCUAGACAAGUGAUGAUAGAGUCAGCGAUCGACACGCGUUCAGAUGAAGUUCACUUCUUUGUCAUCAUUGACUUUUUCUCUUCGUCUAUCUUGAGUCGGUGUUGUUUAUAACCAAACAUAAUCUUGAUGUCAAUGUGCAUAUUUCUUUCUAAAUUUCUUAUGAUUUUCUUUGUUAAUACAAAUCCCCACAUUUUACAUAGUUGCAUUUACUGUACUUAGAACUCGUUAUGGAUUGAUAUACUUAGCCUACGUCUCCUACAGUAUAAUAAACCUUGAGAUCAGUCUAUGACUUUAGAUGUUUCGGGUUGUUUCUCAUUAACUACUUGAAAGGAAAACCGAAAUUUGAAUUACAAAAAGGAACAGGAAGUUAGGUUUGUAAUAUCAUCCCGAGAGCAUUCAGCGUAAAAUGUCUGCUACAAAGACCUUUGUGUUUGAUUCUUUUCAAAAGAUUUUUUUGCCAAAUUAAAUCAACCGCUGUAGCUAGUUCUCACCCACUCAAUAGUGUCCUGACCCGAGUUCAAGUCACAAAUGGGCUUUGAAAAAGGCUUGUCUAGUAUUCAGUACUUUUUCGAGAGACGGAAACCAUUUGAAAUGUUUGAAUUUUACGCGGAAUGAAAUCCCACUGAUCAUCUGAUAACCUAACUGAAAUGUUGCCUAAAACUUUCACUAAAAGUAGCUCCGUAUAACCUUGUCUGCUACAGUUUGCGGAAGGGAGAACACUCCAGAUCAGAUCGCAUUUCAAACUAUGGCUACCCAGAACAACAAAUUCACGAAAUCAUUAUGAAAUUAUAUACUUAAUUCCCUGACUGGAUGCCCUUGCUGCAUAUUUACAGAUCUUGAUCAUGGUUUUCUUAAUAUCAUGACAAGCUAUAAGUACACACCAUCUUCAGAGAAUUAUUUUGACUAACAAUUUGAAAAAACAUUAGUUUAUGAUUAUCCUCACACUGCAUACCUCUUCGCGCAAUAUUAUGUUAUGGUAAAAGUCCGCAACUGCUGAGGCAAUCAUAUAGGCAUGCAAUAAGGAUAAAAGCUGAAGUUGUCAACCACCACCGCAAACACUGCGAAAACUGACUGUGGUCCUGGAGUACCGAUCAUAUAUAAUGACCAUGUUAUAGGCAGCACGGCCAAAUUUAUAGUCGCGGAGCCCAAAGCAUUACAACCGCUACAAGGCAUUUCACUUUUGUGUCAAAACGUUGGUGAGGAUUUUGAAGGGGUUCUUAAAAUUUUUUGAAGGGAAUUGGGGGAGGGGGGAUGGUUUUAGAUGCCAUUGAAAGAUUAAGUAUUUGUAACAUUAUAUUAUUGAUAAUUAAACCACUACACAAAUGAAUAAUUUUUAUAUAGUUCCUUAUUUUCUAUUUCAAUCACUAAACUGCAAUGUCCUUUACUUUGUGCAGUAACCAGCGCUAUCUACAUUAUCGUUACCACCUUUACUUUUAUCCUGCUUUUAUUAAUAACGUCACAGAUUGUUUUCUCAUUCUCAUCAUCAUCAUUGUCAACAUAAUCAUCAUCAUUGUCAACAUAAUCAUCAAAAUUAACCCACCUUUCUCUCUUUCAAAGCUUUUAAAGUUAUGAUUAAGUCCUCAGCUUCUAUGUUCGCAAGAGUUAAAUCAACUUUUGCAGCCAAGAAGAAAUGAAAAUGAUCAGUAAUAUUUGGUUUGUUGGCUUUGCAUGCAGGUAUGCUGCAAUCAGAAUAACUACAGGUCGCGAGCACGGUUGUAUAAUCAAAAGUGAUCACAUGCAAAUUCCCAUCAAUCUGGUAGCAAAUCUUUAAAAAUCUUCUUUGUUUUACAUCAAGGAUGGAACUUCUUUCUUCUCUUUUCUUUUGGUCAAGAAGGGGGAUGUCAAAAAUUCAGACAUUCGCUGAUGUCUCACCAUUGCCAAAGGUGAAGCCGGUGGAGGAUCUAAAGAAGCACCUAAGGCCGAUUUCUCUCACUCCUUGUCUUUCGAAAGUUGCUGAAGAGUGUGUCGUAGUUGACUACGUGAAAUCCGGCGUACUUAAUGUUCUCGAUCCAAGCCAGUAUGGCGCUGCGCCGAAGUCCUCCACAACUCAGGCACUUAUACACAUGCUUCACCAUUGGACCAAGGGAUGCGAUGGCAACGGAGCAACUGUUAGGGUUACACUCUAUGAUUAUAAGAAAGCUUUUGAUCUCAUAGACCAUAGGAUUCUUGUUGAAAUAAUCAAUUGGAUCAUAGAUUUCCUAAGUGAUCGUUCCCAGAGAAUCAAACUCUCAGAGGGAUGUUACUCCGAGUGGGGAUCAGUCCCAUCCGGGGUACCCCAGGGGACGAAACUAGGCCCGUGGUUCAGUUUUGGUGCUCAUCAACGAUCUAGAAAUCAAUAAUGCAGGCAAUAUCUGGAAGUAUGUUGAUGAUACAACUACAUCCGAGAUCGUUGUGAAAGGAGCCAGUAGCAAUUCCCAAUUGAUUGCAGAUACUGUCGUGCAGUGGUCUUUUGAGAAUAGAGUAAAACUAAACACUGAAAAAUGUAAAGAGCUCAGUGUGCAUGAUUAGGCGAACAUGCAUAUGAAUAAUCACAUUCAUUUCUUACAAUACCCUUCUGUUUUGCUCUUUAUAAAUACUCGCACCUUUCAAAACUGUGGUAAUGUCGUGUGUCAAUUUAACAAAUAGAUUCCAUGUUGCCGUGUGUCUGUUCAGUAGUAGAUCACAGAUGACGUCAAAAUGUGGUAAAAACAAAGAAGUGGAACACGAGCCGCAGGCGAGUGUGUCAGUGAUGUUUUUAGCACAUUUUGACGUCUUCUGUGAUCUAUAACUAAACAGACCCACGGCAACAUGGAAUUCUCUUUUUUUUUACAAUGAUCAGAAAUGAAAGAAGACCGAUACACCUACCUGCCUCGUACCGCUUGACUGUUCGAGGAUUUGUGCUAGUUUAGGUAUUUUUUAUGUCCCGAACGCUACGUUUCGUCUGUAUACAGUUUCUACGAAAACUUUUGCAAAGUCUUUUCUUGCUCAAAGCAGAAUAAUGGCGAAAAGAGUUUGCAAAACAGCGAGUCUCGUAGUGAUGACACACGAUGGAAACUGUUGUGAAGAUUUCUUGUAGAUUGGGCAUUCUCAAGUUGUAAAGAGCUCUUUUUAAUUUUGUCUCCGUUUCUCCAUUUUUUUUCUUUGUAAAUAGCUCCUACUAAGUUUUUUUUUUCGAGACUUUCACUUGCUUAAGUCCAAAAUAAUCCCAUAACAAUUUUCAAAACCGCGUGCCAUGUUGAACAAAACCGAGAAAAGAAGUUUCCCGUGACGGUAUUCACGUAUCUGUACUCUUAUAGAUCAUGGACAACGACCAAUUACAGCACGCGUAGCAUUCGCAUCAUUGUAUAAAUGCAGUUAGACCAUUUGUAUGUAAAAUGCUAAAAUAUGGGAUGCACAAAUUAAAUUUAAGCUACGAUAAACGUGCAACCCAAACGGCAUUUUGCUUUACAACAUCGCUGCCAAACGAGUUACGAGCGAGCGAAUGUUGGGUGGUAAGAUGGUCAUAGAGAAAUGGAGGUUUUAAAGACAAGAAACAAGGGGAAAGACCGCAAGUCCUGAAUAAAACCGCUAUAAUAGUUUUAAAGAAGGCUAGGUACAAAAGAGGAAACCCGAUGAGGUAGCUGUCACAACAGUUAGCAAGUGUGGAGCGCGGUUCACGAAAAGUGAAGUUUGGAGACCCCUGAGUUGGCAAAAAAAAACCCUGAACCUAGUCCGCCAAGCAACGUUCAGCUUGUCUCAAAUUCGUAAAGAAGGACAAAAGCCUUGCUGUGGUAAAGGGCCGGGAUGAUUAUCUUUUCUUGGAUCAAUGCCCCAAAUAUUUUUUUUUCAGCUGCCUAGUGUAAAAAAAUUAUAUAGUGUUUGGGAGUCCAAGUGGCUUCUGCAUACUAGGCGAUAAAAAAGCUUAAAAUGAAUCAUCUGGGGCUCUACCCCGGAAGCUCUACACGCUACAUGACUUAUCCCACUCAAUGCCGCAACUAUUACAGAGUGUGAAAAAAAAAAAAAAAAAACAAAGGGGGUAUGCCGGUUACUGAACUUCUGAAUACAUGUUCCCGAUAGAGCAAUAAACAUCUUUUCGAAAUCUCAUGUAAAAAUAGAGUUUUUAUUAAAAGUUUUAGCUCAUGAAAUUAGAGGAACGAACUCUUGGGACGUCCUGUAGAGCACUAUCAGCUAUUAUAUAACCCUGAGCGAAUUAGUGCGUUAUAUUCCUCUCAUUAUCAUUUAUAUUCAGUUGUUUGUGUUUUGCUUGAACCCAUGAGUUUUCCCAAAUUUCUUAUCUUGGCGCAAAGCGUGCUUACGUUGCUAAACAAACUUCUUAAGAGUAAAGCGCGGAUGUCGCCCAAAAACGAGAUUAUCAUUUCCGUACUUUGUAUCUCAUGAUAUUACCCUACAAAUUACGUCCCUAAUUUUUUUUACCUUCAUUUAGGAAAUUAACAAGAAGGAUUGAUGGCCCAACACCAAGAGCUUAACAGAAAGGUAGAUGUUCUUGAACUGCUGGAAAAACAUGAUACUCCACCUCUUGUUUCUAUUGAAGUGCCCAAGAUGUGUGACCUUCCUAACAAGUCCGAGCCUUGGAGCAAUGAUUGACUCCCAGUUGACAUUCUUUUGUUGACCGUGGAGGACUGUGAGUUCUUAGCAUGUUACACUUUCAUGAAAAAUCGCUUUAAAAGUUAUCACAAAGACCUUGGAUUUGUUUACUUUGGAAACGUGGGUGAAAGUGAGAGCGAACAACUGAAGGUCGCCCUGAUGAGGUGUUGUGAAGGUUCUUCCGGUCCAGGUGGCUCGCUAAUCGUCACCAAAAAUGCAGUGGCGCAACUGAGACCUAAAGUUGUUUAUUUUGUUGGCUGCUGUGAGAGUCUUAAACCAGACACGGUGAGGUUAGGAGAUGUUGUGAUAUCCUCAAAGCUUUCUACCGAAGCAGUCAGAACUCCAGUGGGAAAAGAUAUUGGAAAACUCAUUCAGCAUUCAAGUGAUGGCUGGAAUCCACCAUUGAAAAUUCCAAACGCUCGUGAAAUAAAUGUGCACCGUGAUAGCGAGAUAUUGUCUGGUGUGGAUCCACCUAGUGCUAAACUGUCAUGUGUGUCCAACUCAAAUGCGACUGCUGUUGAAUCAGAAGGAGAAGGUUGGCCUUAUUUUUGCUUUAAAGCUGAUAAUUUGUAUUAUUUGUCUACGAUUGUGUAUCAUUUGCAGCUCAAAUUCCAUUGUAGUCCUCAACAUGUUUAACAGGGGCACCCAACGAGAGUAUAGUUCAAAACCACAUAAACUUAGCAUUGUUGAACGUACUUUAGUAUUUAAACGGUAGAUAAAGGCUUAUUUUUAUCCCCUAAAAAUUUUUCAUCUGUUCGGAUUUCCUAGCUGAAAGUAUAGUGAUCCGAAAAUUAUAGGGAUCAAAAUUUACCUUUUCGAAAAGUUCAGCCAGAAAAAAGGCUCCCGAAAAUUCUAGGUGACCUUUUCGGGGUAAAAAUCCGUUAAAAAUGGGCAAUUAUAUGAUUUUUUUGAAGUUCAAAAAUCCUAGGAGAGGCAGCCAAGCAAGAAAUUUGUCAGAAAAUGAUCCGAAAAUUCUAGACCUCAAAUCGUCUUCCGAAGAGAUAAUUUACCGAAAAUUGUCGUUGGGUGCCCCUGGUUUAACUUAGAGAAUGAGCAGCAACCGAUAUUUAGUUCAAGCAGUGAAGCUGUUUUCAACCCUUUUUUUUCUUUUGUUGAAAAAGAAAGGGUUCCACCUUUUUGUGUUAAAAGUUGUGAUGACAUGCUUCAUAUGGGUAUCUUUGAAAAUUUUAGAAAAACUUAAGAAUGACAAGAAUGUCCUUUGCGCAACAUUUCUCGUUCAUAGUAAAGGUAUAGUGAGAAAAAAGGAGAUGAUCAAUUUGCGUGAAUUUGAAGAGAAAUUGUAGCUUACUGCAAAGAUUUCAUGUGAAGUUUUAUCUUAUAAAGUGCUCCGUAAUUAGAAAAAGCUGAAGGGAAAAGUAGUUUAUGUUCUUAUGCUGUCGUCUGAGGUUCACUUCACUUCACUAUUUGUUGUAGGUGUCUUUGUAGCAGCACAUGACAUGAAGAUUGAAUGGGUGAUCGUCAAAGGUGUUUCUCAAUUCGCCAAUGACCUCGACCCUCCUAAUAAUUUGUGGAAGUCGUUCGCCUGCACGAUGGCAGCUUCUCUUGUGUUCAACAUGUUAAAUGACCCUCUCAUUUUUAAAAAUUGGCCGCACUUUGACGGUAAGUGUUCGUCUGCUUGGUUGACGGCGUUGCGCUGUAUAAACCCAGUAUAUCAACAAGGGUUCGAAUUGUCGGAUAUGAUUGUACAAAAAAGGGGUCCGGGCAUUUUGUAAUUUCCUAAUUUGACUGAAUUUUGUGACACAGUUCCUUUAACGUGAUGCAAUAUAUGAUAUAAAAUGAACCCGUAUAACGGAUUGUUUGCAUUUAUAGCGUCUCCCUUAAGAUAGUAAUGGAGUACUGAUCUUCAUUCGUUAGCUGUUGAGGGUGUCUGUAUUAUUACUGGAUGUCUUAGCUUGUUAGAGGCGUUUAGAGAGGUGUUGACAUUCGCUGGUACGAUUAUUCACAUUUAAGUGUCCGUUCCCUACUGAUUUCCGUAUUCACCGAUUUCUUACUCCCAUGGUGUAAUUUUUCCUAGUCAUAUUACUGUGAAAACCAAACACAAAUAUAAAAAGGCGAAAAGGUGAAAUUCUGGAACUUCAAGUUUUGUAUCCAAUGGCAAGUUAUUUUCUAUUCUUAGACAACAUAAACGACAAUCAUGGGGAGGCAAGUAAGGAAUUGGGAAAGAUCGGAGGAAGGUUGAAUGACAACGAUUCAUCAGAAAACACAACAAAGGGUAAGUUACAACCCUAGAAACUUCUCCACGAACGUUUGGUGAGGAAAAUAGCAGCUAUAAAGAGAGGAAUACAUCGGAGGUCAAAAGUGUUGGGACCUUUCCAGUAAGCAGUUUUCAACAAUUUUCAAGGAAGCAGUACAAGCGCGCAAAAUUAAAAGGUCCUAUUGACUUGAUGUUGCACAUGCAUUUACCAGUUACCCAAAGCUUUAAGACUGCAUAAAAAUGUCUCGCAAAAUAACUUUUGUUAUAUAGUUUUGGGCUUUCAUUGUUUGCACCCUGAUUAUGCGCCGUUUUGGGGGUCGAAAUAACGCCCAACUUUAAUCGCAAAAAGUCGAUUCUGGUAUGUCUCAAAUUUUAAUGAUUAUACUACAUGAAAGAGCUGUGAUUCUUUUACCUAGACCUGAAGUUUCAGCUCUGUGAAUUUAAAUGCUUGCGAAAAAUAAAAUUUUAAAUAUAGCCCCUCGGGCCACCGUUAGCGACAACAACGUGAAAUGCAAACCAAGCGAAACCCGUGUAAACAAAGGAGAAAAUCACACCAAGGUUAUUUCUAGCCCACCAAAGCGCAAAGAAAGGAUGGAAAUCUCGGUAUCUAAAUAGGUAUUCCUGUCUGAAAACUUAAAAAGGCGAGAUGGUCCUUCAAAAAAUAUAGAAAGGAAAAAAAAAACCUGAACAACGAGCAAGUGAGAAUCGCAUCGUAAUUCUAAACUCGGAAGCCGUGAAAAUGCUUCCGCCAGGUCAAGUCCAAAAGGCUUCAAGAACUGUUUUGGAAAUGCCCCAAUACUACUAUCGACAAACCAUGCCAUACGAUAGAUUUACUUCAGUAAAACAGGUAAAAUGAACAUGAACAUAAUAUCGUGUGCGAAUGAAGACCUUCGAAUGCCCGGGUAACAAAAAGCCUCGGGAAAUUUCAAAGAAGAUUUAUUUCGAAAGAUUUAUUUCGAAAGCGAAACCGAACCGACAGUAAUUUUGUUGCUGGACCGGUAAGAGAAACGAUCAUUGCAUGUUUAAACUUAUGUUUUCCCCCUAAAUAUUACCAAUCGUUUCCGCUGCAAAGCCGAUUUUAUUCUUUAAAUAAAAAAAAUCCCUCAUUACACGUCAAACUUUUAUAUGGCAGUUUCGUAGAUCUAGAGCCACAGGAGUCUGGGAACCGACUCUUCACCGGAACCUUGAUACAUGCAUAACACCUUAAUAAUCCUUGCAACAUGGAACGACCUUGGGAACCGACCAAGAAACUGUCAAAUGUUGGAAAAAAGGGAUGCCAUUCCUAUGCAAAAUUACAUACAUAUAUUUUUGCGUAUGCUACCUCAUUAUUUUUACUUUCCUUCUUUUACCAUAUAUGAAAGGUAUGAAGCCAAUAAGAGCCUUCCUUCCUUCAAUGGUCCCUAAUUUCACUGGCCGACAGAGCGAGGUUGAAGAGAUCAUUGGACACGUAACUUCCGAAUCUACCCGACUGGUGUCCAUCUGGGGUUCGCCUGGGUUCGGAAAAACAUCAGUUGCAAUUACAGUGGGACACGCGCUCCAGUCUCAAGGGUUACCUGUGUAUUGGGUCUCAUUACGGGCACUUCAGUCAAAAGCAGAUCUGACUUCAAAGUUUCUUCACCUUCUAAGGCAACCAACCAUCAACAAUCAACCGUCCGAUCAGCGUCUGUCCCUUGACGAUGAAAUUUGCCAACUAUUCAGCGAAAUAUCAAAACGGUCUGUAUUUAUCCUUGAUAAUGCCGAUGAUUUAUUAGAAAGUGGUUGCCCAAAAGUGAAGGAAGAGGUCAUGCAACUUCUUGAAGAAAUACUCAGGCAAAACCCAAGGCUGACAAGCAUUGUAACCACGAGAGAGUCUCUCGAGUUUAUGGACAUUCAUUUUCAAGGCCAUCAAGGCUUAAGAAUAAGAACAUUAGAUAAAGCCUCUACACAAUGCCUAAUUCAUGAGUUACUUCCAAAUACGAGCCCUGCGGAUUGCACAGAAGUCGCGCAUAUCUGCGGACAAGUUCCUUUGGCCAUAAAAAUAAUGUGUUCUUUGAUAUCUGAAGAUAAUGCUUUACCACGCCAUUUUCUAGAUGAUUUCAAGGCGUCCUCUACAGAAAGUAUCGUGAGCAUGUUGGACAAUCACGAUUACCCGGCAAGCCAUCGAUUACAGUUCAUUUUUGACUCCUCUUUCCAGAGACUUACUGCACAAGAACAAGAAGCACUAAUUUCUCUGAGCAUUCUUCCUGGGAACUUCACUACUGAGGUCGCUGCGGCCGUUUUAGGCACCAAAAGUGGUUUCCAAGCCAAAAGAAUGUUACAAAACCUUCGGAGGAAGUCACUGAUUGAUUCAGGCUCUAAAUCCGGGACAUUCACGAUGCACAAACUGUUGCAAUCAUUUUCGAAAGAGAAAGGAGACGCUGAGAUGAACAAGACGAUUCUCAAUGCAAAGGAUCGUUUGAAUGCAUUCUAUGUCUCGCACUUUGAUAAACUAAAUGAAAAAUUUCUCACCGGGCAUUCCAUGGAUACAUAUAUUGCAUUUUAUGAGGAUAAGGAAAGCAUUAUUCAAAGCAUAGUAGAGGGAUGUUUUAACUCCAAAACAGCCGACACUGUCUUUGAAAUUUUGGUCAAGGGGGAGUUGUUUCUUGACUCACUUUUUUGGACAGCGAGUGAAAGUAAAAACUUUGAUGACAUAUACGAUGCCGCCAUAAAAGCAGCCAACCUGCAUGGAAAUGAAAAAUACCACAGGCAGCUACUUACUUCCAAGGCUUUCGCUGAAGCAACCUGGGGACGAAAAGGGAAGACGAAUCAGCUUCUCUCUGAAGUGAAAGUUAUACAAGCAGCAUCGUGCCUUGUUUCUAAUGAGGAAAAAGGCAAAUGCUUCUGCUAUUCAGGAAUCUGUUACCUUACUGCAGGAGAAACGAAGAGUGGAGUCCACUGCCUACAGCAGGCGCUUUCAUCCCUGGAGACUUGCAACGACCAAGAGUCGUUAUUUUUAAAGUUUCUUAUUCUUCAGAUCCUCAUUUGUUAUUAUCAGUCCCUAAAUGACUUCUACAAUGCAAGUUACUACUAUGACAAAUCACUACAUCUGUCCUCUGCAGUGGGAGAUUGCAAGCUGCUUAUUAUUCCUCCUAUGAAAAGCAAAGAACAAAAAACUACCAAUGAAAUGCAGUUUGAAAAGGACUCAAACAUUUUGCUGAAUCAACCUUUCGAAUUCCAAUUUGUCUGUCUCUUAAGUGAAGCUACAAAGUUUUUCGCUGACACUAAAACCAAACAAAAUACAAGCCACUUGGUUCUUCAAAUGUUAGAGUGCCUCGAAAAAGAUGUUACACCUUCAAUUGGUUUGCUAACGUUUCACACAACUGUGGUAAAGCUGCUGUGGAAUUGGAAUAGUGAAGACCCUGAAAAACUAUUUUGGUCAAGAAUAAAUUAUCAUGAAAAAACACUCAAGCAAUGCAAACAAACUUUCCCCAAAAGUCCCGACUUUGGCGGUUAUGGUCAAAUACAAAUUAAAGCGCUUGUGGACUGCUACUUAAGCCUGGGUAAAGUUUACAACAACAGAGGAAACUAUGCAGAAGCUCUUCAGUCAUACAAGCGAGCGUUAAACACAGCAACAAGGUCCUUUGGAGAAGAACAUGAAAGCACUGCUGACAGCUACAGGCAACUCGGUGUAACACAAAACAAAAUGCAUGACUAUAGCGCAGCUCUACAAUCUCACCAGCAUGCAUUAGCUAUCCGUAUUAAACUAUUUGGAGAGGAACAUGAAAGCACUGCUGACAGCUACAGGCAACUCGGUGUAACACAAAACAAAAUGGAUGACGACAGCGCAGCUCUACAAUCUCACCAGCGCGCAUUAGCUAUCCGUAUUAAACUAUUUGGAGAGAAACAUGAAAGUACUGCUGACAGCUUCAGGCAACUCGGUGUAACACAAAACAACAUGCAUGACUACAGCGCAGCUCUACAAUCACUCCAGCAUGAAUUAGCUAUCCGUAUUAAACUAUUUGGAGAGGAACAUAAAAGCACUGCUGACAGCUACAGGGAACUAGGCGUAACACAAUUCAACAUGCAUGACUACAGUGCAGCUCUACAAUCACUCCAGCAUGAAUUAGCUAUCCGUGUUAAACUAUUUGGAGAGUACCAUGGAAGCACUGCUGACAGCUACAGGCAACUCGGUGUAACACAAUACAACAUGCAUAACUACAGCGCAGCUCUACAAUCUAAAGAGCAUGAAUUGCUUAUCCGCAUUAAACUAUUUGGAGAGGAACAUGAAAGCACUGCUGACAGCUACAGGCAACUCGGUAUAACACAAAACAAAAUGCAUGACUAUAGCGCAGCUCUACAAUCUCACCAGCGCGCGUUAGCUAUCGGUAUUAAACUAUUUGGAGAGAAUCAUGAAAGCACUGCUGACAGCUACAGGGAAAUCGGUGUAACACAAUACCACAUGCAUGACUACAGCGCAGCUCUACAAUCUCACCAGCGCGCAUUGGCUAUCCGUAUUAAACAAUUUGGAGAGGAACAUAAAAGCACUGCUGACAGCUACAGGCAACUUGGUGUAACACAAAACAACAUGCAUGACUAUAGCGCAGCUCUGCAAUCUCACCAGCGCGCAUUGGCUAUCCGUAUUAAACUAUUUGGAGAGGAACAUGAAAGCACUGCUGACAGCUACAGGCAACUCGGUGUAACACAAAACAAAAUGCAUGACGACAGCGCAGCUCUACAAUCUCACCAGCGCGCAUUGGCUAUCCGUAUUAAACUAUUUGGAGAGGAACAUGACAGCACUGCUGACAGCUACAGGCAACUCGGUGUAACACAACACAACAUGCAUGACUACAACGCAGCUCUACAAUCUCACCAGCGCGCAUUGGCUAUCCGUAUUAAACUAUUUGGAGAGGAAAAUGAAAGCACUGCUGACAGCUACUCGGAACUCGGUGUAACACAACACAACAUGCAUGACUACAACGCAGCUCUACAAUCUCACCAGCGCGCAUUAGCUAUCCGUAUUAACCUAUUUGGAGAGGAACAUGAAAGCACUGCUGACAGCUACGCGGAACUCGGUGUAACACAACACAACAUGCAUGACUACAACGCAGCUCUACAAUCUCACCAGCGCGCAUUGGCUAUCCGUAUUAAACUAUUUGGAGAGGAACAUGAAAGCACUGCUGACAGCUACAGGGACCUCGGUGUAACACAAAACAACAUGCAUGACUAUAACGCAGCUCUACAAUCUCACCAGCGCGCAUUGGCUAUCUGUAUUAAACUAUUUGGAGAGGAACAUGAAAGCACUGCAGACAGCUACAGGGACCUCGGUGUAACACAACACAACAUGCAUGACGACAACGCAGCUCUACAAUCUCACCAGCGUGCAUUGGCUAUCCGUAUUAAACUAUUUGGAGAGGAACAUGAAAGCACUGCAGACAGCUACAGGGACCUCGGUGUAACACAACACAACAUGCAUGACUACAACGCAGCUCUACAAUCUCACCAGCGCGCAUUGGCUAUCCGUAUUAAACUAUUUGGAGAGGAAAAUGAAAGCACUGCUGACAGGUACUGGCAACUCGGUGUAACACAACACAACAUGCAUGACGACAACGCAGCUCUACAAUCUCACCAGCGCGCAUUGGCUAUCCGUAUUAAACUAUUUGGAGAGGAACAUGAAAGCACUGCUGACAGCUACUCGGAACUCGGUGUAACACAACACAACAUGCAUGACUAUAACGCAGCUCUACAAUCUCACCAGCGCGCAUUGGCUAUCCGUAUUAAACUAUUUGGAGAGGAACAUGAAAGCACUGCUGACAGCUACUCGGAACUCGGUGUAACACAACACAACAUGCAUGACUAUAACGCAGCUCUACAAUCUCACCAGCGCGCAUUGGCUAUCCGUAUUAAACUAUUUGGAGAGGAACAUGAAAGCACUGCUGACAGCUACUCGGAACUCGGUGUAACACAACACAACAUGCAUGACUAUAACGCAGCUCUACAAUCUCACCAGCAUGCAUUGGCUAUCCGUAUUAAACUAUUUGGAGAGGAACAUGAAAGCACUGCUGACAGCUACUCGGAACUCGGUGUAACACAACACAACAUGCAUGACUAUAACGCAGCUCUACAAUCUCACCAGCAUGCAUUGGCUAUCCGUAUUAAACUAUUUGGAGAGGAAAAUGAAAGCACUGCUGACAGCUACUCGGAACUCGGUGUAACACAACACAACAUGCAUGACUAUAACGCAGCUCUACAAUCUCACCAGCGCGCAUUGGCUAUCCGUAUUAAACUAUUUGGGGAGGAACAUGAAAGCACUGCUGACAGCUACAGGGAACUCGGUGUAACACAAUACAACAUGCAUGACUACAGUGCAGCUCUACAAUCUCACCAGCGGGCAUUAGCUAUCCGUCUUAAACUGUUUGGGGAAGAACAUGCAGAAACCACUGAUAGCUACAGGCAAGUCAAGAUCACUCAAGACGCCCAGCGAAAGUUUAGAAAAGUGAAAAGAACAAAGAGAAAUUUACAAAAAUAUGAAUAG
Molecule: messenger RNA, 14302 nt
Organism: Porites lobata
Lineage: Eukaryota; Metazoa; Cnidaria; Anthozoa; Scleractinia; Poritidae
Source: the annotation of a GenBank genome assembly